Messenger RNA from Epithele typhae, 891 nucleotides. Its product is annotated as NAD(P)-binding protein. The transcript is spliced from 5 exons. Bases 1 to 891 code for a protein of 296 amino acids. Lineage: Eukaryota; Fungi; Basidiomycota; Agaricomycetes; Polyporales; Epitheliaceae. The record is from RefSeq and is a predicted model, not a curated record.
AUGAACGCCUCUGUACGCGCCGACGCGAUCUUCGACCUCAAGGGCCGUGUUGCCGUCGUCACCGGCGGCGGAACGGGCAUCGGCCUGCACAUCGCGACGGGACUGGCGGAAAACGGUGCGAAGGUAUACAUCACCGGGAGGCGGAAAGAGGUGCUGGACAAGGCGGCGAGUGCAUUCGCCGCGGAGCACAAGGGUAACGGAUCCAUGAUUCCGCUCACGAUGGAUGUGACGUCUCGCGAAAGCAUCGCUGCGGCGCGCGACCAGAUCGAGGCCGCAGACGGCAAGCUGCACCUCCUGGUGAACAACGCCGGCCAGGUCGGCCCCGUCAGCCCUUGGUUCGAGGACCCGAACGCGCCCCAGCGAGCGAGCGCGGACGCGACGGGCCGCGCACUCUUCGCGGACGCGUCCUUUGACGACUGGGCGCAGAUCUACAGCGUCAACACGUUCUCGAUAUGGUUCGUGACCACCGCCUUCCUCGGUCUCCUCACCAAAGGCAGCGACGACGUCUCUGGGUACACUUCCUCCGUCGUGAACAUCACGAGCGUGAGCGGACACGUCAAGCUUUCGCAGAACCACGCAAGCCCAAUUUGCGCCGCGUCCCACCUGAGCAAGAUGAUGGCGACGGAGUGGGCGGUCAAGGGCAUCCCCGUCCGCGUGAACGCGAUCGCGCCCGGCGUGUGGGAGUCGGAGAUGACCUACGACGAGGUCACGCCCGAGCUCGUCGACCGCAUCGGCAAGGGGCUCGUGCCUGUCCCCACGAAACGCGCGGGGAGGCCAGGCGAGAUGGCGGGGACUGUGAUCUACCUGGCGUCGCCCGCCGGGUGCUACACGAACGGCCAGGAGAUCGCCGUCGAUGGCGGGUACCUCGCCGUCAACCCGUCCACCGUCUGA